CAGAGCUCCCACCGUGAGCAACAAGACGAAGCUGCUUUUAUUUAAUCCAAACCCGUUGAAUUGACUCUUAGCCGAUGUAAUAAGGUGUUUCCAUAAGAUAUUUUAGUAAUUUAUAAGGCGUCUUGGGAGUUCCAGGACAUUUGCGUCGGUGAUAUCCGCUCCUAGCGGCAGCUGGUGGCGAUGCUACUGCUUGUGACCAUCAGCUAGCCCAGGCUUAGCUGGCUCGGAGUGACGGGGACAGAGAACCGUGGGCGAAGGCAGCUGGUAACAUCAGGCAGCUGACACCAGCACACAAGAGGAAAAUAUAUAUAUAUAUACACACAUAUAUAUAUAUAUAAAAAGGCUGUGAAAUCUGCCUGUGGGUGUUUGAAAACGGUAGCAGAAAAAGCCCCACAAUGAGCUCCGAAGAGACAGCAGCGCCCAGCAAAGCCGCUCCGGAUGAUGAUGGCAUGACCUGGUGGUACAGAUGGCUCUGCAAAAUCGCUGGGGUUUUGGGAGGAAUAUCCUGCGCUGUCUCGGGAGUGUGGAACUGCGUCACUGUGAACCCUUUAAACAUCGCUGCUGGAGUAUGGAUGGUGUUGAAUGCCUUUGUGCUGUUCCUUUGUGAGGUCCCAUUCUGCUGCCAGUUCAUAGAGUUUGCAAAUGCGAUCGCAGCCCGCGCAGACAAAUUCAAGCCCUGGCAGAAAGCCCUCUUCUACUGUGGGAUGGCCCUGUUUCCCGUGUUCCUGAGCUUCUCCAUUACAACGCUGUUUGGAAACGCCAUCGCCUUUGCCACAGGAGUUCUUUAUGGCCUUGCAUCUUUAGGCAAAAAGGGAGACGCUGUGACUUACGCCAGACUGCAGCACCAGAAGCAGGGAGACGAAGAGCGGACGGCAGGGACGGUAAACGGAGCUCCGGAGUGAGGAAUCUGAUUCUCCUCCUGCCCUCGUCUUGUUUUGCAGUUUUUACACUUGGACCUCUCCGUUCAUCCUACCUUUUGUCAUGUUCUGAUUUUCCAACACUACAUAGUUGUUUAUUUAACUGCUUAGUUUAGUGCAUUUUUUUUUGUUGCUGUUCUGAACCAAUACUGUCAACAAACAUCGAAUUGAUUUAUUUACCUCCAAUCUAAAAGAUGGAAUUCAUCACCAUGGCUCAACACUUUUGAGGUUAUGCUUUAAAUUCUUCCUUUAGAUUUUAGUUUUUUUUUUGUUUUGUUUUUUUAGCAAACAUUUGGGGGUUUUGGGGGUUUUUUUCCUCAAAGCCUCCCAGUAAAUUACACGUGAAAUGAUUGUGAUAGAAACACAAUUGAUCUCAGCUUGUUCAGGCAAUGUAGAGACAUGCAGUGCGGGGCAGAAGCUCACCAGCUAAAGAUUUGACAUUUUUAUUAUUUACUAAUGACAGUAUGACCGUUAGAAAGCUGUAAGAACUGAGUUUAUGUUCUUCAGAGGGGGAGGAAAGGAAAACCCAUUUACAGUGGUAGUUAUCCCACCAGCUGAAACAAACAAAUUUGACUGUAUAAUAUAUAUUUUUACAUGAAACCGCCACCUGACUUGGAGAGAAAAGCCAAACUACAGAGAUGUGUGGCUGCAUUUUAGGGAAAAUGGAACUCUGUUGCUUGAAACUACUGAGUCUUACUGGGGAUGUAAUAAUAUUAAUGCCAAAAUGGUACACAUGCAGAAAUGCUUCCGUUAUAAAGUUUGAGUUUAUCAAAAAGAAACCACAGGUCUGCCCACUACAUGAGAGUUACAAUGUUUGAUGCUUUUUGUAACAAAAGGACAAAUUUAAAAUAGGAGUAGAGCAGUGCAGUUUCAUAAAUCACAAUGAUGUUUGCAUUUAGUUUAUUACUUGUUUUUGUGGUUGUGCUGGUUUUUAUUUAAAACUGACAUUAUAAAUGAUCCAAUCAAGCCAGAUACAGUUAAGGAAACUAUGUUUAAAAAGGGAAUAGCAUUUUUUACCGCAUCACGAUAGUCUCCUACAGAAAAAUGUGAAAAUGAGCAGGGAAAACAUGAAAACAGGCAGGUGGGUUUCUUUAGGAUAAUUUGGAUAAAAUCUACAGUGAGAACAAUAAUUAAAAAGUUUUUUUAAACCUGGUGGUGUGUUGGACGAAGAACCAAGUUUAUUUUCAUUGGCAGUGGAUGUGCUUAGAAAUGGCGAUUCAAUGUGUUUGAGAACUUCAGGACAGUUUCCAGUGUGAGUUUAUGCUUCUUCAGUAAUUCAAAUCUAUUUUAAAGCUUUCAAUGCGUUUUCAUCAGGGGUGAAAGUAAAUAUGGAGAUCUCUGUUUAUUCAUAAAACUUAAAGUGUUUCCUUAACCUCUUCACUGUCUUUUUGUCACAGCUUUUGUUACCUCUUUUGUUUUAAUUUGUUUUUUGAUCAAAUGAGAAAUCUUGUAUUCCCUUCACUUUUUGAACAGUUUUGACUUUAUGGGCUUUGAUCAAUUAAGUCUCAGACUCCUGAGUUUUUAACCCAUUUCAGCCAAACCUGGAGCUCAUAAUAGGAAGAUGUAUUGAGGUAUAAUAACAUGGCACACAAAAACCUCUGAACAGUGGCUUGUGGGCAUUUAUGAACAAAGGCAAAAGGGAUUGAAUGUAUCUGGUUUAUCCAAAGAUUUCCACACGGUUUCUUAGUUUUGUGUGGGACUUUUGUGUUCUUUUCUUUUUUUUUUGUAUUCCCAGAUAAGCUGAUUUAGUGUAGCUCAGCCUGUGUAGCCUAUAGGGAGCUGGGAUGUGUGCUCAUUUGUAAAACAUUUUGUAAAAUUGUUUUUUUUUUUUUUUUUUUAUUCUUUCUCUGUUUCUUUAUACGAAUUGGGUCAUUAUUACCAGUUUAAUGGAGGGAAGUGUUUUUCUUCAGGGACUGCAUGCCACUCAUUAGGCAAAGUGAUGGUUUUCCUUAGUCAUGAUAAGCGAGACGGAGAUUGUACGAUUUAGCUGUUUUUAUUGCCUUGCCCCAGAAAAACGAAUGCUGCUUGCAUGUGUCUCUUAUCCUUUGCUGUCUAAAAGUCUCUAUUCUGUCAGUUUCCGAUUAAGUUUUAUUUAAUGUACCACCAGGGACAGCUCUCAGGUAACAUACAGAAAUAGCUCCAGCUGCACGACUUUGAAACUACCGUGUCACUUUAGCCAGUUGAAAUACUUUAGCAAUCUCCGGUGUUGGUGAAUGCUUAACUGAUGAUUACUCUCCUGGUCCACACGCAUUUGAUUUAUUGUCUUUAUUUAGUUCGAGCGAUUCGCCCGUUUGAUUCAUCUGUUUCCGGCGGGUGUUUAAUGCCGUUUUAGCUGUAAGAGGUACGUGUACAGUCAUUGUGUGUUGUGAUGUGAAGUCUGAUUCUGAAUUUGGUGAAAUAAACUUGCUACUACCA
This is a messenger RNA of Poecilia reticulata (guppy), 3332 nucleotides long. RefSeq names its product calcium channel flower domain containing 1 (gene cacfd1). NCBI's taxonomy places the organism in Eukaryota, Metazoa, Chordata, Actinopteri, Cyprinodontiformes, Poeciliidae. The record is from RefSeq and is a predicted model, not a curated record. Gene Ontology annotation, biological process: vesicle-mediated transport. Gene Ontology annotation, cellular component: membrane.